UGGUGAUCCUGCUGAGGAAAGAGACUCCGAUGGACUUACACCGGGCAGCGUUCAAGAUGGAGAACUCACCCUACCUCCCCAACCCCCUAGCCUCCCCAGCACUGAUGGUUCUUGCCUCCACUGCUGAAGCCAGCCGUGAUGCUUCCAUUCCCUGCCAGCAGCCGAGGCCUUUUGGGGUCCCCGUGUCAGCAGACAAGGACGUGCACAUUCCCUUCACCAACGGCUCAUAUACUUUUGCCUCCAUGUAUCACCGGCAAGGGGGGCCGGGAGCGUUUGCAAACCGUGACUUUCCUCCAUCCUUGCUUCACCUCCAUCCCCAGUUUGCACCUCCCAACCUGGACUGCACCCCAAUCAGUAUGCUGAACCACAGUGGCGUUGGGGCUUUCCGCCCCUUUGCAUCUACUGAAGACCGGGAGAGCUACCAGUCGGCCUUCACGCCGGCCAAGCGCCUGAAAAACUGCCAUGACACUGACUCACCCCAUCUGCGCUUCUCGGAUGCUGAUGGGAAGGAGUAUGAGUUUGGCGCACAGCUCCCCUCCAGCUCCCCUGGCUCCCUUAAAGUUGAUGAUACAGAGAAGAUCUUUGCUGUCUCUGGCCUCAUUUCUGACCGGGAGACCUCAUCCAGUCCUGAAGACCGAAGUGACAGAUGCAAAAAGAAAGCAACUUUGUUUGACAGCCAGGCUCCAAUCUGCCCUAUCUGCCAGGUCCUGCUUCGCCCUGGGGAGUUGCAGGAACACAUGGAGCAGGAGCUGGAGAAGCUCACCCAGCUGAACAUCAGCAAGAGCUCCAUCCUGAAGGAUACCAUGGCAGCAGGCACCCCCAAGUCAAUUUUGUUGUCGGCCUCAAUCAAGCGGGAAGGAGAUUCUCCAACAGCAUCACCCCACUCCUCAGAUGACAUACAUCACUCAGACAGAUACCAGACCUUCCUGCGGGUGCGAGCGAACCGGCAGACCCGGCUGAACGCUCGGAUUGGAAAAAUGAAACGGAGGAAGCAAGACGAAGGGCAGAGAGAAGGUUCAUGCAUGACUGAGGAUGACUCUGUGGACAUCGAGAACGAGAACGGCAACCGCUUUGAAGAGUACGAGUGGUGUGGGCAGAAGAGGAUACGCGCCACUACGCUCCUGGAGGGAGGAUUUCGAGGUUCUGGGUUUAUCAUGUGCAGCGGCAAAGAGAAUCCAGACAGCGACGCUGACCUGGAUGUGGAUGGGGACGACACACUUGAAUACGGGAAACCACAGUACACAGAGGCAGACGUUAUCCCUUGCACUGGGGAAGAGCCAGGUGAAGCCAAAGAGAGGGAGGCACUCCGAGGUGCUGUUUUAAAUGGUGGCACACCCAGUACUCGAAUAACACCAGAGUUUUCUAAGUGGGCCAGCGACGAAAUGCCCUCAACGAGUAAUGGUGAAAGCAGUAAACAGGAGACCAUGCAGAAGACCUGUAAGAACAGUGACAUUGAAAAAAUUACAGAAGACUCUGCAGUGACAACAUUUGAAGCGUUAAAGGCUCGUGUCCGUGAGUUAGAAAGGCAGCUUUCCCGUGGGGACCGCUAUAAAUGUCUCAUUUGCAUGGACUCCUACACAAUGCCCCUGACUUCCAUUCAGUGCUGGCACGUGCACUGUGAAGAAUGCUGGCUGCGGACUCUGGGUGCCAAGAAGCUCUGUCCCCAGUGUAACACCAUCACGUCUCCUGGAGACCUUCGGCGCAUUUACUUAUGAAGGACCCAGCAGGAGGGCCAGACCUGGCUACUCGGCUCAGCUCAUCACACCAAGGGGGAGAAGAACGACAGCAACAACAAAAACCAACAAAAAAGACGUUUUAAAAUUUAAAGGAAAAACAAACUAAAGACUCCAGACCUGAACUCAAGGCUACAGGAGCAGUGGGAAGCCUUGGCUCCCAGGUCCCAUGUGUUGAAAACUCCUUCAGCAUCUGCAGUGGGCAAUAUGAAACCCUUUGUUGUGAAGCCCCCUUUUUUAAAACCAGUAUUCCCCAUCAACCCAUUCCCUGGAGCUGGCUUUGCAUCGUGGAUGGCUUGCGAGCCCUGCUUUGGACUGUUGUUGACCACUCUGCCCCCAGGAGACUGGGGAAGGGACCCUUGACAGAAAGAUGUUAACCUGUAACUUGUGUUCUUUGUUCAGUUUUUAUUUUUGUUGUUUUUAUUUGGUUUGGCUUGGUUUUUUCGUUUGGUUCUGUUUUGGUUUUUUGUGGUGUUCUAGUGAUAAAAAAAGGUUUAAAGAAAAAAAAAACCACACCCAGGCAGAAAUGAAGCACAUGUAAUAUAGAUUAUAUAUGUUUACAAUGUUGUGUAUAAAUGGGAUAGACUCAAACAUUACAUACUAAUAAGUUUCCCUUUUUUUUUUUUUUUUUUUUUUGGGUUGUAUUUUUUUUAAAGAAGAAAAAAAAUGAGCAGAGAACAUUAAACCCAUAUUUUUCUUGGUUCAGCAAAGUUUUGGCAUUAAAGUCAUUAGUUUAAAAAAAGUAUAUAUAUACAUAUAUAUAAUAUAAAUGGUUUAAUGUUCUGUGGUGUAUAUUUCCUCAUUCAGAUAUGAAGUUAACAGCUUUUAGUAAUGGCUGUAGCAUUGCCCAUAACUUACAGAACUUAUGGGGAGUAGAGGAGGUGGAUUUUUGUCAUUAGUUGUAGCUAAUGGGGCUAUUUAUAAUAGAAUCGUUAUCCCCGGAAAGACACGGCUUUUAACUCCUCGCUGGGGGACUGGGCAGGGUGAGGGGAUUUGGCUCAGCCCCUUUUGCCUUUUCCAGCCAGGAAGGGGCAAACGGUGUGGAGCUGGAGGGAGGCAAAGCUGCCAGGGUGCUGCCUUCUCCCCCCCGCCUCGGGAAUGCCUUCCCGACCCCCUCCUGCCUCCUCCAAGGCCGUGGCCCCUGCCUUGCUUUGCUUUGCUUUGCUUUGCUUUCCUCCCCUGCAGACAGCGUUUGCAGGCUGAGGGUGCCUGAGCUGCUCCCUGUGCCCAGUCCGAGGUGGGAUGGCAGGGAAGUGGGCACAGGGAGGGGCAGCUGGGGACAGGAUGGCCAGGGACAGGGUGGCUCUACCAGUGGCUUUGCCCAAGGCCGUGCCUGGCAUCACACACAAGCUCCACAGAGCCAGCCCUGCCCCAGGCUGGCUACCCCCAGCUCUCCAGCUUCCGGAGCCUGUGUUUUGUAAAGGAGGUGGGUUUUUUGGCACUGGGGUGGAGAGCCUCUUUGUCCCCGUGGCCACCCCCAGGGCUUGCCCCAGGCUGCAGCAAGCAGUUACCUGUGGGGUUGGCUUCUUUCACACAGUCCCCCCUGCUUGUCCCUGUCUCCCAUAUCCUCAGCCUUAACCAAAGCUGCCAUCUGGCCUGGCUUUUUUGUUGUUUUUCCUUUUAUUUUCAGGACCCAAGAAACCAAUACUGAUCAAUUUCCCAAGGCUGUCACAUGCCCCUUCUGCUGACUUCUCCCAGCCCUGCCCCAGCUUCCUAAAGGGAGGUGAGGAAUCUUAUCUCUCCCUGCUCCCAUAAGGUCUUUCCAAGCAGAUCCCACCCAGCAGCACAACGUGGCUAGGACAUUUUUUAGACAGUUUAGAAACGCAUGGAUGAGAGGUUAGGAGGUGAGUCCCAGUGCCACUGGGCUACCAGGGCCAUUCUGGAACAGGAAGGUCCUGUGGAGGCAGGAUGCCUGGGGUGUGACAGUCCCAUCCCCACUUCUCUUCCCUGAGCUUGUUGACUGUUCUGCAGAGAGCAAAAGAAACCAAAUUGCAGGAGCUGUAUAAGCAUCAUAGCAAAAAGCAACAAUUCCUAAUGGAGAGGUUCCUGAGUCUCCAAGCUCAUAGCAAGGUGGUAGCCUCGGGGAUUAGAGAGCUGCAGCCUCUCCUGCUCAGGGCACAUCCCAACAGAGCUCCCAGGGACCAGAGAAAACCAAGGCACCUGGGGAGGGUCCUACCUACCCAGGGAGGCUACGGACAAGGGAGAGGGCCACAGAGUAGGCACACAGCCCCUGGGUCUGGUCUUGUAAAAGGGGUAAAAAUCAGUAAGGGGCACAGCUGGGCUGCAAAUUCCACCCAGCAGGAGCUGUGCUGCCUGGGUGCUGGUACUGGGGUCUCAGAAGUGGAUUUGGAGAGGGUGUAGUGGGUGGGUUUGAGAGGCAGCCAGGAAGGGAGAGAGGGCAGAACACCCUGCCCCAGCCUUUCCUUGGAAAUAGGCUCUGGGAGGGAGCCAGGCUUUCUGGCCCGGGGUUGUGGACCAGCUGUGUUGUGUACGUAUGUGUAAAACCAUAUGUAACUAGUCAUUGGUUCUUUGUUUUGGGGUUUCUUUUUGUUUGUUGCUUGGGUUUUUAUGUUUUAAUUGUAAAGCCAUCUCCUGUUUUCAAGGGGGGAGGCUGCAGGGGGAAGGCUGGGGAGAAGCAUCCUGGUUUGUAACAGGCAUCUGCUGCUUCCCCUCUUCUGUAAUGAGUUUAAAUGAUUUUUUAAAAAAGAAAAAAAUUUGAAAUAUUGGAGUUACCUAUCUUUGCCCAAAGAAUCCCAGUUGCACAAAGCGAUAUUCCAGUGUGUCAAUGAUUGUGUGUCGGUGUAUAUUAUACAAAGAGGUACUUGUCACUCCCGUUUGUAAACUACAUUUGACAUUAAUUAAACAAAUAUAAAUCUUC
Messenger RNA from Calypte anna (Anna's hummingbird), 4611 nucleotides. It is a transcript of the gene RNF220, whose product is annotated as ring finger protein 220. Gene Ontology annotation, molecular function: ubiquitin protein ligase activity; metal ion binding. NCBI's taxonomy places the organism in Eukaryota, Metazoa, Chordata, Aves, Apodiformes, Trochilidae. The record is from RefSeq and is a predicted model, not a curated record. Gene Ontology annotation, biological process: protein ubiquitination.